Molecule: messenger RNA, 3588 nt
Organism: Fopius arisanus
Lineage: Eukaryota; Metazoa; Arthropoda; Insecta; Hymenoptera; Braconidae
Product: adenylate cyclase type 10-like
Exons: 11
Coding region: 1-3588 (1195 amino acids)
Cellular component (GO): cytoplasm
Molecular function (GO): adenylate cyclase activity
Source: RefSeq, a predicted model, not a curated record
AUGAGAUUUGUAGAAAGAGGAAAUUCCUUCGUACUCAUGUGGAAGCUGCAGGAUGGAACAAUGAUGAGGGAUCUAGCAACCGAAGCCAUCCAGACAGCUUGCAUCAUUCAAAAACAUUUUGGGAGAUACGAGACUGAUGUUGGAGUGACUCUUCGAGUGAAAUUGGCAAUAGCAUCCGGGAAGAUCUACUUCACGUCUAUUGGAGAUCCCCAGAGGAUUUCUCAUUACAUCAUCACAGGGCAGCCAGUCUGGGACGUGAAAUUUGCUGAGGGUCUUUGCAAAGGUGGUGAUAUUAUCGUAGCUGCCAGCAGCUGGCAGUUGGCUGACCGCAAUGAAUAUGUAUUCAAAACACUUCCUGAUGGAGUACACACGCUCAUCUUGUCCUGCAAUAUCAUGUGGGAUCAGACCAAAGGAACAUACGCAGAUAGUGAAAUGGCGAUAAAUACUGAUACGAACAGUGAAAAGCUUUUCCCUAAAUUAUCCGUUCUCGAGCAUAUUGGUCCUGAUACUUUGCGCACGAGGAAAACCCACACGGAAUUGAAAACUUUCUCUUCACCAUUUAAUACCGAUUACAGUCUUAGGCCUAAGGUCAUCAAAGUGGCUAAGCAACGAUUGAAGAAGGAACUCCAGAGCUACAUCCUGAGACCUGUUGUGAGGUCUGUUAAAAUGGAUGAGCCUUUAGAAUAUCUGACGGAAAUACGUCAAGUCGUUAUCGUCUUUAUUAAUAUCGUUACCGCUAACAUUGGGCCGAGGAAACUGAUUUUGUUAGUGAAUGCUGUUUAUAAAACACCGUUCAGCUUCGUCCACUUAAUCUUCAGCGAUCCUCUCCAGUUCAACAUCUCCACGACCUCCCAAACGCGUGAGAAUACUCUCCUAUUCCACCUGAAAUCCCUCCGGUACCCGGAAUUCCUCUGUGCCCUCAACCCCGUCUUCAACGUCAAAUACCGUGUCUCCUCGUACUACCUGAACCUCUCAGUCUCCGAGAAAAGAACAAUCCUGGAGAAGCUGAUAUUCAAACUCGUCGUUUCCUGCUUCAAUCAGCCCUGGGUAGUGAUAACAGACGAUACUCACAACGCCGACGAGCAAUCCCUCUCUCUCCUAGCAACAAUCAUCGAGCACCACCACAUUUUCUUCGUCUUCUCAUUUGGAAAGAUGGAGAUCACCGAUCGCAAGCAUCAGAUAUCAAAAAUCCUGGAGAAAGCGAAAAUAAUCGACCUAAUGGGACUGGACAAGUGGUUUCACGCGGCCUUGGCCUGCCAACUAUUGAAGGUCUCGGCGAUUCCUGCGGAGCUAGAGAAGGUCAUCCAAGAAAAGAGUAUGGGGAAUCCCGGAUGGAUAGAGAGUUAUUUGGUGAGUCUCUUGCAGAUCGAAGGUAUUCGGUUGAAGGAGAUCCCUAAGAGCAGUAUGAAAGAAAUGGGAUUGGUAGCACCACCUGCGAUCAUGCUAGAACAACGAAAACACAGUAAAGUCUACAACAGCCUAAAUGAUGAACCAGUUGAAGAGAGAUCUGAUGGCUGGAAGAUGUAUGAGACUAGCUAUGGAGCAAGCUGCACUCGUCUUGAUCAUGAAAAGAGAGAAUUUCAGGUACAUGACGAAGAGACAUCGAAGACUGUUCAGACCCUUCCAGAAAACGGACAUGAUGACUCAAGAAUUAUGAAGAAUUGCAAGGCGUCAUCAAGCAAUCAACCCAUCACUGAGGAAUUAAUCCAUGUCUGCUUAGUUCCUCGAGUAUCACUCCUUGAGGAAGUCACCCCCGAAGUGACAAUGGACGUUUUAAUCCUCAAACGUUUUGAUUCUCUCAGCCCUCUGGAGCAGUAUCUCUUGAAAUGUGCAGCAGUGCUGGGGGAGAUCGUUGAUAGAGCAAUGCUCCAGAAUUUAAUGGUCGAAUCGUCAACAUAUGACGUCGCAGUGGCAGUCUUCAAUCUGUUUAAUAUGAGAAUCCUUGGAUGUGCCUCCGGUGAUUCUGCCAGGAGCAAUGCACCCAUAAUGUUCUUCACGAACAUCAAGAGCCCUAAUUUGGGAACGGAAAUCAAGUGCGGGUGUCCUGGGGUUGCCGGUAAGAAGACCUUUGAUGGCUUUCCUGAUUAUGCUAAUUGUCUUCUGAUGAGAUUCAAAAUAGCUAAGUUCAGGGAAACGACUUAUCGAUUGCUGACGGAGUAUCAGAAGAUCGAGUUGCAUAAAAAAGCGUUGAAGUAUCUUCAGAGGAACACCAGGCGGUGUGGACCCUGUGGACGGGGCUUUUUCGCUAAAUUGAUGGGGAAAGUUCAUGAGGAUAGUGUUAGGGACUCGAAGAGGAUGAGGAACAACUUGUCGGAGGAGUUCUCAGAUUACAGUGCGGAUGGUACUGAUAGAGAGGAUUUUGAAGAGGAGGAGAUGAAGAGACGGUCCUCACUGGUUCUCAAUCCUUCUGCGGGGCUGGUAGUCCCUAAGACGUUUGAGGGCGUCGAUUUCAGGGAUUGUCAAUGCAAUUUGAUACUUGUUAAUGCUUAUACACAAAUUCUGGAACACUGCAGGGGGAUUGAUCGGAAAGAUAAGACGUUGACGACUAUUCUGGAAUUUGUGGAGGUACUUUUGGCGGCUUAUAAUGUCGCUUAUGCUACCAAACUUCUUUGUGAUGCUGAGGAAAUUCUGGGGAAGAUUUUCGUCGACAAUGAAGACGAGCUGGUGAAAUGUCCUCUUCUCAAAGCGAAGAUUAAGACUCUCCAGGGAAAAUGUCACUUGCAAAUUGGACUCGUUGAUGAAGCGUUGAAGUCUUUCGCUGAAGCAGUAGCAACACUAGGGUACGAUUUCCCGAAGACGACAAUUAUGAUCAACGUCAAGUCAAGAAUCCUCCUGGGGUAUCAGAAGAUCAUGCUGAUGUACUGGGGAGGAUAUCUCAUAGGAGUAGAUGAAGGCGAUGCAGCUGAUUAUAAUAGCCAACUAGCCAUUUGUCUCUCGCAAUUGUUCGUAGUUUUCAGGAUCAAAGAAAUGCAGGACCACGCGAGAUUAGCGGCAAUCUGGAGUCUCAAUUCUGCACUGACGUCUAAUAACGAUUUCGUGACAAUGUGUCAUGCAUUUGCUAAUAUGAUUGUGAUUGCAGAUAAUUAUCAAUAUCAAGGACUCAUUCCCUGGCUCGAAAACGGGGGAAUUGCAUUCUGCAAUCAAAGAGAAGACGCCCUCGAGCUGGAGGAAUUAAAAGCGAUUAUCGAAUUGUACACGAAAGUUUCCUUCUCUCGAUUGCUCAGAGAGGAAAGAGUGCAAGCAUCUCAAUUAGGAGGCAUCGCUCUGAGAUUAGCGAAGACUGUGAAAUCCGUGAGACAAGAGUUGAUGAUUUUUCCUAGAGUAAUUCAGUCGCUGAUGGUUGACAAAAAAAUGGAAAAAAUCGUAUCGCUGAUGAAGGAAUUAGAAUUAGUAGCGAAUUCUAUCGUUGAUCAAUCCGGUCGUUUAUGGUACCACGCUUUCUGCGUUGAUCUUCAAUUGGAAUGUGGAGUUACGAUAGCUUCUUUCAAGAAAUGCGAGAAAUUCUAUCAGUUGGAAGGAGACUCUGAUGUGCAUUUAAAUGAUCCUGAAGCGAAGAAAAGAUUUCUUACGUCCAUGUGGCUUUGGUAA